Molecule: messenger RNA, 1122 nt
Organism: Pyrenophora tritici-repentis Pt-1C-BFP
Lineage: Eukaryota; Fungi; Ascomycota; Dothideomycetes; Pleosporales; Pleosporaceae
Source: RefSeq, a predicted model, not a curated record
AGGUCAUCACUCGGCUUCAUAAUGGCACACCAAAUGACCCCAGCGUGGCCCACGCAACAGCGGCCAGUAUACCACGACUCUAUCCUCACAAUCACCGACAGCAGUUGCGCUGAUCCAUAUGUGCUAUGGGACAAAGGCACAUACUACAUGACUUUCACCUGCGGUGGACACAUUGAGAUUUGGUCGGCAGAUUCACUCCUCGACUUUGAGAAGAAGUGCAAGAAGAACGUCAUCUGGCGUCCUCCACCGGACCAACCCUACUCGGCCGAUCUCUGGGCCCCGGAACUUCAUUCCAUUCACGGCCGCUGGUAUGUCUACUUCGCGGCAGACGACCCCAAGCACGGAAACAAGUCGCAUCGUAUGUACGUCCUCGCUGGACCACCCGCAGACGAAGACCCUCUCGAACCUAGUAAAUGGAACUUCUUCGGCCGUAUGGGUGGGCUGCCUGAAGACCAAUGGGCGAUUGACGGCACUGUCAUCACAUUGGGUGGUUCCAUGCUUUUUGUCUACUCUGGCUGGCCGUUCGGUACCAACGCCGACGAAUCGCGUCAAGAGAUCUACAUCAUCGAAAUGACUUCACCGACAGAGUGUACAGGUCGACCGAUCCGCAUCAGCACGCCCGACCUCCAAUUCGAAUUCUCAGGUACCAGUGGCAUCAAUGAAGGCCCACAGUUCCUAUGCUCACCAGAUGGUCGCUGGAUGGGCAUCGUGUAUAGCUGCGCUGGAAGCUGGACACAUGAGUACAAGAUGAACAUCCUUUAUUACACCGGUGGUCACCCUCUGGAUCCUCACUCGUGGUGCAAAUCCAACAUGCCCCUUCUCCAAGCUGCUCGCGACGAUUCUCCGCCCUACGGUCCUGGCCACGGCAACUUUGUCCUAGUAAAUGGGCCCGGUGGUCCAGAAGUGUGGGGUGUGUUCCAUGCCACGGAUGCAAAGACAGGUUGGGAAGGCCGCAAGGCCCGCCUCAUGCGUGUGGGAUGGGGCCAUGGCGGACCUUUCAUGGGCUCUGGUGAAUGCGGAAGGUGCUGUGGUGAGGUUGAGCAUUUCAUCCAAGGUUGCCCGGGAGGCGCCUGCGGAGGCCAGGGACACUGUGGAGGUGCAGGUGGUGGGGGUGAGAGGUGA